CACCAGUCCAGCAAGUCGUACCGACAACCAUGUCAGCAAAUAGCAUUACCUGGACUUUCGUUUUCAUCGCGAUUUUAGCCUUAGGGGUAAGUGGGGCGCGUAAUCGAAAUAAGAGGCCCCAACAAGAGCCCGUUGAUGUUGAUGACAGUGCCGAAAUUUCAGAUCAGUGUCCGGAACCAGAUGGGUACUUCGCGGAUGCGGAACAGUGCGACAAGUACUACCAUUGUCAGAAUGGGAAAAUAACGGAGAAAUUGUGUCCAGAUGGACAAGUUUUUAAUGACUACAGUUCGGAGUAUGAAAAGUGUGACUUGCCGUUCAAUAUUGAUUGCAGCUCAAGGCCCAAAUUGCAGGAACCUCAGCCGAGUGAGCACUGCCCCAGAAAACACGGUUACUUCGCCCACGACCAGAAAAAUAUCUGCGACAAAUUCUACUUUUGCGUUGACGGCAAAUUCAAUGCCAUCACAUGCCCCAACGGUCUAGUCUACAACCUCAAAGCAGGAAUCUGUUCCUGGCCUGACGAAGCUAAAAGAAGCGGUUGUACGUCCGACGAAGUUUUCGAGUUCCAGUGCCCUAAGGUAACCGAAGAUGUUGCUAUCACACACCCACGGUACGCCGAUCCCGAGGACUGUCAAUAUUUCUAUGUUUGCAUUAACGGAAAUGCACCCAGAAGAAACGGCUGCAAACUCGGCCAAGUGUUCGAUGAUGUUUCCAAACGUUGCGACUGGGCGAGAAACGUACCAGAAUGCGCCGACUGGUACAAAGGACGAUUGACAGAGCAGCAAUUGAAGGACUUGGAAAAUCCUCCAACGCCAAGACCCAGAGCCACUAAAGGGAGUAAGAGAAAACAGCGGCCACGUGAGAGAACAGUAGUACAAGACGAUGAAUAACGUGUGGUUGAGUCUUAGUUGGAAGUUUUAAAAGAUAAAAAUUUAGUUGAAAAGAAAAUUAAUUAAUAAAUAAAAGUAAAAGAAAGUAUGAAGAAACUGUGUGUACUUGUUUGGUUUUCUCUUUAGAUAUUGCUCAAUAUUAGUUAUUUAUAAUUUUAUUUGAACAAGGCAUUAUUAUUCACUGGAAUUUUAUUUUCUACACUUUUAAAACACUACUAAUACAAAUUGCAUUUUUAAGCAAAUUUUUAUAUAUAUUAAUGAAAUAAUUGUCCUUCUUAGGCAAUUAUAAUGAUCAUAUUUGUAAUAUUUAUUUACGGAAAACAUUAACGGCUCGUCAAAAGUUAGAGGUAUUGUUACUACAUAGUAUUCAAAUAAAAUCAAUUUACAAAUAUAAAUGCAAAAUAAUUCUUUAUUUUACAAUAUUAAAACAUUUUUUUUUUCAAGAGUGUAUCCUUCAAAAGCUUUAGUAAAGGGGGUUUUAACGGUUAAACCCCCCAGGGCACUAUUCCGACACUGUGACUCACAAUUUAAAGACUCAAAAUAAAUGAAGGUAGCCUAAUCUAAGGAAAGCCUAAGGAAAAUUCUAGGUAUGCUACUGCGCAAUGCAUUUGCUAACUUUUCACUAAAUUAUUCAGUACAUUUUGGCUGACUUACAUCCGAAGUUAAUGCCGUAGGUACCUUAACUGCUGAGAGGAAUUGGUUGUAGUUUUGUGUAGGUACAUAUAAUGCAUGAUUAAUGAAGUUGGUAUCGAGAUCUCAGUUUAAUGACAUAUGACAGAUGGCUUCCCAGAAAAAAGCUCUAACUCAAGUGGUUGAACGGUUCGAGUUGCAUCUUAGUUAAGGAAAAAAUAUUCUUGGCCGAUAGGAACCUAAUAAUUUUGACUAAAAUUUUUGAUGACUUCUUUUAUGAUGCUAUAAAUCUCUGCUCCAUUAUAACUAAUUUUUACACCAGAUUGUGUCGAUACGGUUUCGAAAUAAAAUAUAUCCUUUAUAGAAUGACAGUUUCUUAGACAUUGAAGGGCUUGUAUAAAGACGUUCGCGUUCACUACCAGAAAUUCUUCUUAAAAGAGACUCGUGUGAACAGUACAGAUUUUCAUUCGUCUUUCCCAUUUCGACGUUCCAGAGUCCAAGCCACUCUUUUCCGCUUGUGUUUGUAUUGUAACUUAAGUCAAUAUUAAUGAUGUCUUGACAUAAAAUUGUUUUUAAAUGUCGUCCGUCCAUCUGGUAGGUCUUCCACGAUUUAGCUUGUCUGCCUUUGGCCGCCAUUCUAAAAUCUUCUUUGUCCAUCUGUUGUCUCUCUAUCUUGCGACGUGUCCUGACCAUUUCCACUUCAACUUCGUAAUCCCUUUUAUUACAAGACAUUAAAAGAAUAGUGACAAACUGGAUCGCAGCUGCACAGGACAGAGAAGAGUGGAGACAUCUUGAGGAGGCCUAUGUUCGACAGUGGACAAAUUUGGCUGUGUGUUGAUGACAUAAAAUUGAUCUCUGAAAGCCUUUGUCACAAAGCUGCGACUGAAAUCGCAAUUCUUGUGGCAAUCAAAAAUAUUUCCCGUUCAUAAUUUUAUAGCUCUCUAUAUCACCCUUCUUAUGACAUUGUUCAGAGUUUCUGUAAAAAAUUCUUUGCCUGCCAAUUUAAACCAUUCUGUAAUAUUUCCAGUUUAGUUGUAAUGACUAACUAGAGAUUUUGCGAUAAAUUGGACAUAUCUAUUUUCGCAUAAAUUAUAUCAGAAAUUGGUGCAAAUUAAUUGUUGCGUAUUUAAUUAUGCUAAUAAAUAGCCAAUAUAAUGAGUGUAGCUUUUAUAGGAUUCCAAAGAUUACAUAUAAAUUAGAGAAAAGAGGAAGAUGGAUUCGUGGUAUUAAUCACUUAGUUAUCACAUAACCUCAUUUUUAUCUUCAUUAUUGGCAUAGUACAUUAAACCAGCAAUGUGUUUGCAUAUUUCGCGUUUGUUAUAAACACAUGUGCAACACGGCUUAAUCGGCGGGUUACUUUUACUACUAAUGUUUUUAAUUACAUGCUCUUCCACAUGGCAAAUGUGAUUUGACAGUACUAGAUUUUUCCCUUUUUUCCAUUUGGGGUUGAAGAGAUAAAUUAUGAUGAAUUUUUAUAAACCAACUUCUUAUUCCUACAUCCAUUUUAUAUAUAAACUGAAAAAUAAUAAUUAAAAAACUUAUUAUUAAUAAUUGUCAAUUUCGUAUGUAUUUAACAAUGUUUAACCUCAAAUUGGGAGGUCCAAAACUGUAAAAUGGAGGCAAUAGAGGUCGCGUCAGUCACGCACGGAGCGAAUAAUGUCCUCUACGAGAGUUAACUUUUUUUCUUAACGUUCUUAAUUAGAAAAAUUUCUAAAUGAUAAAAAAAGUGGUACAGUAAAAUAAAUACAGUAGAAUAAAGUAAUUUUAUUAUUAUUUUUUUUUUAAUUUACGAUUUUCUGUACUAUUUAAUAUUCUUGGUAUAAAUUUUAAUAUAAUUAAAAAAGUUUACAUGUUGUAUAAUGGACUCUCCUCGUUGAGUAAACGGACUCUUCCAACUAUUUCGUGUCGCUAAUUUCGUGACAUAAUAAAAUUUAGGAACUGACAAUAUUAAAAAAUACUGAAAAGCUGAGAAAUAAAUAAGAUUUUUUAUGGCAGAAGUUUUAUUUUAAUACAAAUAAAAACAAUAUCCAUAACAUUUGACGAGUCAUUUAAUCCGUUUGUAUACAUAGUUUUCUACAAUUUCUGAAAAAAAUUAAGGUUUGAAAAUAUUAGUAUUUAUUAGAUUAAAUACUACAAUAUGUUCUUAAGGAACAAAAUAUAUUUUUCAAUUAUUUGAAAAUGUAGUUUUUGAUUUUUUUUUGUACGAGCGAUAGUUAUUAAAUUCUUUUUUU
Diabrotica balteata is the source of this 3748-nucleotide messenger RNA. NCBI's taxonomy places the organism in Eukaryota, Metazoa, Arthropoda, Insecta, Coleoptera, Chrysomelidae. The record is from the annotation of a GenBank genome assembly.